AUGAGCAAAGUACUAGAGUUUAAUGGGAAUUUCGAAAAAAGUUCCUAUCCAAUUGUAAAGUUUCCCCCACUAGAUUUAAGAGCUUGGCUGAUUGAAAAAGAUCCGGUUGUGUGGGCUCAUCUGUUAACCACAUAUGUAUCAUUUUUUGAAUACUUAAUGCAACAAGAUAAUAUUGAGCAUAUUGAUGAAUCUACCCAUGAUCAAUUGUGUCUAUUUGUAAGAAACUAUCUCCAUGAAAUGGCAGCAGAAAAAGGCCAAGUAUUAGCGCUUGGUGAGAACCAUGAUGUCGAUUUUCAGAUGAAUUUAUUGAGAACUUGGAUUUACUACAUGAUUAAAAAAUGUGGAUUAUUAUAUUUGCAGCUGUAUGGAGAUUCUUUAUGGGAUUUAGUUAAGCUUUAUGUUGACCAAAAUCCAGAUUCUGUAAGAAGUUUGCUUGAUGGCACAUUGAAACCUCAGAUUAACACCCAAAAGGCGCAGUUAAAUAGAAUACACCAGAUUCAACAACAGUUAAAGCACAUGGUAGAAUCAGGAAAGUUUCAAAGAGUUGAUUUAAAAAGUUUUGAGUCUCUUUUGAACGAAAAAAGUAGUAAGAAUAAAGGCUCGCAUACUAAUAUAAAAUUUGCAGAAGAUUUUCUUACAGCUACUUGGAUGGAAGUAUUGGAAUCGUGGUGGUCUAAAGGUAAAGGUCGACUAAAAAUUUAUGCCCAGCAAUUAGCAAUCAUUUCUUUAUUAUCUGCACCAUCUAGUAAAAUUGGAAGUAUGCUGAAAGAAUUGGGUGUUAGUAAUUUAGAUACAUUGUCAUUAUACCCACUGCUAGGUACAUUACUAAUUAGCGAAAAGUUUAUUUCUAAAAAGCCAGACUUACGUAACUAUAUUCCAUUCCUUAACUUGCUUGAUGACGAAGAUUAUUUUGAAUCAGAAAAUGAUGAUUAUGACGAAAAUAAUCAAAUUGAAGAAGCCCCUACUGCCAAUAUUAAUCAAGAUGAUAUUUGCACUCUAUGUGAACUCUUUCCAGAUCUAACCAAUUAUCAAAUUUCACAAUUGCUACUUCGAUAUGAUGGUAAUGUUGAAGUGGUCAGUAAUAUUAUGUUUGAAAAUCCUAGCAUUUCAGAUGAUAUUCCUAAAGAAAAGCCUAAAAAUGAAUCUGAAAAUGUACUAAGAACUAAUAAUCAGAAAGACAUGUCUCAAAAAUUGUCUAAAAUUGCCAAAAAUAAUAAGGGUAAUGAAGCUGUCGGUAGCUUUGAUAGCAAUUCUAAUAUGCUUAACAGCAUUAAAGGUGAAUUGAGAAUUUCUAGUGUUGUUCAAAGGGGAAAGAAAAAAUUUGACGAUAACAUUAUAAAUAAGCAUGUACCAGAUGAAAUCAAAAAUAGGACCAUGGCUAGAGCUUUACAAUUAAUAUAUGAAAGUGAUGAAGAUGAACGUGAUGACACAUAUGACGAAGCUGAUAUUGGUCGUGGAGAAGCAGCUACUGCUAAGCACUCAAAGGGUUCUAGUAACAACAGCAAUGUUGAAGUAUCGGAUAAUGAAAAAAAGAAACAGGAAGAAGCAAAUUCUAAAUAUGAUCAAAUUGAAGGUUAUUUAUGGAAUUUGCUGAAACAAGACUCUAAAUUAUUUGAUAGAUCUCAACGAGGCUCGAAAAGCAGAAAAAGUAUGAAGCAACAGAUCGGUUGGUCGGAUGAGCAAAUUGAAGGCUGGGCUCGUAUGCUGGAAAGAUCACCCAAGAGAGCUAUGUUAUUGGAAGAAAAGUAUAUGUUCUCUGGUAAUAAGAAGUCUGGUAAAUCAUCUUUUGUUCAGAAUAGAGAUGGCCAUAUAGAAGAACAUAUUAAUGAUAAACGGUAUAAGGGAAGACGUAAUAUUAAAAUAGAUCCUGACAAUAAUAAGUCUACCAGAGAUGAAUCAUCCAAGAAGAAUAAGGAUUUGAAGAAUACAGGAAAUACUAGAAAUACUACAUGCAAUACUGGUCAAAACCAAAAGAGACAACAAGCUAAAAAUGAAAAGAAUAAAAGCUCAAAAGCUAAUCAUAAUCGGAAAGCUCAACGUGAUAAAAAAAUGGUGCAUUCGGGGCAAUAA
Molecule: messenger RNA, 2070 nt
Organism: Henningerozyma blattae CBS 6284
Lineage: Eukaryota; Fungi; Ascomycota; Saccharomycetes; Saccharomycetales; Saccharomycetaceae
Gene: CUE3
Product: Cue3p
Exons: 1
Coding region: 1-2070 (689 amino acids)
Molecular function (GO): ubiquitin binding
Source: RefSeq, a predicted model, not a curated record